Messenger RNA from Rosa rugosa (rugosa rose), 2283 nucleotides. Its product is annotated as amino acid transporter AVT6E. The coding region runs from base 239 to 1708 and encodes 489 amino acids. Gene Ontology annotation, molecular function: amino acid transmembrane transporter activity. The transcript has a single exon. NCBI's taxonomy places the organism in Eukaryota, Viridiplantae, Streptophyta, Magnoliopsida, Rosales, Rosaceae. Gene Ontology annotation, biological process: amino acid transmembrane transport. The record is from RefSeq and is a predicted model, not a curated record.
CGGGGAAGUCCACGUUUGAAAAAUAAACCAAUAGAGACAAUCCUUAUUUACUUCCACCUCCUUCCUCCCCAUUGGACACAGAAGAGGGACACAAGUUGUUGACCUUGAGAUCCAGAGUCAUUCUUCAGACCCAGAAAAACGUCAGGAAGCUCAAAUCUUUUUUGGGUUUCCGAAUUCCAAAACUCUUGUAAGUUUUUUUGGUUUCCCUUUUCUCAGAUCUGAUUUGUUCUAUGUUAUAAUGGAUAGUAACUAUUCAGCUAUUCGCAAAACCUCGUAUUUAGAAUUGCAAUCGCAAAAUGAUACUGAAAGCCCGAGACUUGGUCCUAAAUCCGGUGGGAAUUUCCACGCUUAUGAGGAUGAAAGGUUCAAUAUAGACGAUGGUGAUGAUUUUGAUGAUAGUCUUAAUUUUCAUGAUGGGAAUUAUCCGCUUGUUGUUGAUGGGUCUAAGCAUGAUGGUGGGUCUGGAAUCUCCGGGGCGGUGUUUAAUCUCACCACUACCAUUAUUGGGGCUGGGAUUAUGGCUCUGCCUGCCACCAUGAAGGUUCUUGGUGUGGUUUGGGGGUUUAUUUUGAUUAUCUUGAUGGGUAUUUUGUCUGAAGUUAGUGUCGAAUUGUUGGUGAGAUUUUCGGUUUUGUCAAAGGCUACAUCCUAUGGGGAGGUUGUUCAGUAUGCCUUGGGAAGACCCGCGAGGAUAAUAUCGGAGAUUUGCAUAAUCAUCAACAAUGCAGGCGUGUUGGUGGUGUAUUUGAUAAUUAUGGGGGAUGUUAUGUCUGGCUCACUUCAUCAUAUGGGGGUUUUCGAUCAAUGGCUGGGGCAUGGGGUUUGGGAUCAUAGAAGGCUACUGAUUUUGUUUAUGUUGGUGGUUUUCUUAGCACCCCUUUGUGCCUUGGAUAAGAUUGAUUCAUUGAGCGUCACUUCGGCUGCUUCUGUAGCUCUUGCAAUUGUGUUUGUUGUGGUUGCUUGUGCUAUAGCUUCUAUUAAGCUUGCUGAAGGGAAAACAGACUCUCCUAGGAUGUCACCAGAUUUUGGGUCGAAGAAGGCAAUAUUAGAUUUGCUUGUGGUGAUUCCUAUCAUGACCAAUGCUUAUGUCUGCCAUUUUAAUGUUCAACCUAUAUAUAACGAGCUUGAAGGACGGUCUCCUCAGAAGAUGAACCGGGUUGGAAGGAUCACGACUGUUCUUUGCAUUGUGGUCUAUUCUUUGACAGCCAUAUCUGGCUAUCUACUCUUUGGAAAGGAUACAGAGUCUGAUGUGCUGACUAACUUUGAUAAGGACCUUGGGAUCCGUUACAGCACAGCGCUGAAUUAUAUCGUCAGAGUUGGUUACAUUUUUCAUUUGCUUCUUGUAUUCCCUGUUGUACAUUUCUCGUUGAGACAAACCGUGGAUGCCUUGGUGUUUGAGAGAUCAGCUCCACUGCCAGAGAGUAGAAAGAGGUGUCUUAUAUUGACGCUGGUCUUGCUGGCACUUAUUUAUUUAGGAUCUACCAUGAUUCCCAAUAUUUGGACAGCUUUUAAAUUUACAGGGGCAACAACAGCUGUCUCAUUGGGAUUUAUAUUCCCUUCUCUUAUUGCAAUUAAGCUAUCUCGGAAAGGGGAGGGUUUGAGCUUUGCAGAGAAGCUCGUGUCAUGGUUCAUGUUGCUAAUGGCAAUAGCAGUCAGCGUCGUUGGAGUAGUUGGGAAUAUAUAUAGCCUCAAUAGCAAAUCUGAAUGAUCCUUGUUGUAGACUGUGCUAGACGUUUGAGGUUUGCUUCUGCUUAUGAACAAAUUUGGUGGUUAUACACAGAUUGUCACAGGGAGACUACUCUUAUUUAUAUGGCUUUGCUACCUAGCUGAUUUGUAACAGUCAAAUGCAAGUCAUUGUGAGUAGACCCCUUGAUCAGGAAGUUAUAAGGCAGGAAGGUAAGUCUGGAAAGGUUGGAAGGGUGCGUUCUUGUUCUGGUUUCAUUGCUAUUUUAUACUGUUGACGAACUCAGAUAAGUAGGUUAAUUCAGUGCUCAAGGACUUUUUUUGAGAGGAAACUACACAAAUUAGUCAUUCCUACCACUUGUACGAUAUAUUCAAUUCAUUUCAAAAGUAUUCACAAAAUUGUUUCUUGGUCUUUAGUUCCUUCUUACUCUUCCUUUUUCUUCUCCCCCAUGAUAUUUCCCACAUGAGAUGUAACUGUAUGAUCAGCAACAUGCUGCUUUGUAAGUGAUACUUUGUUUUCACAGUAGUUUAUGAUCUUCUCUUUUUGGAUGAUACUAUGUUUAAAAUUUUGGUUCAAUGAAGUUAUCAAUAUCCCUUUUA